AUGCUUACUCUGUCUUUCAUCACUCUCACCGUCCUCUCAGUCUCAGCCGCCUUGACCGCAGCUUCAGCGGCCGAUGCUGUACCGAACCAAGUUGUACUAGACACAGCAGGACAUCCGGUUCAGUCCAAUGUCCAAUACUACAUCAUACCGGCAAAAACGGGAACCGGAGGUGGUCUUAUCCCUUCAAGCCGAAACUCAAACACACAAGACUCGUGUCUGAAUCUCGUCAUUGCACAGUCUUCCUCCCCAUUCGUCUCAGGCCUUCCCGUAACUUUCUCUCCACUCAACACCAAAACCAAGCUCGUCCAGCUCUCAACUAGUCUCAGCCUCGAGUUUGGUUCUACGGUUUGGUUAUGCCCUGAAUCAAAAGUGUGGAGAAUCAACCACUCUGUGCAAUUGAGAAAGAGCUUUGUAAGCACUGGUGGUGAGAAAGGUAAAGGACAUAGCUGGUUUCAGAUUCAGAAAGAUGGAGAUGCUUACAAGCUUAUGUAUUGUCCGAUUAUCGCUUCUGUUUCGUGUAUCAACGUUGAUUUGGAGGUUGAUGGUCUUGGAGUUCGACGUUUGGUUCUUAGCAAUGACCAAUCUUUUGCUGUUAAGUUUCACAAGGCUUAUGAUGAUUCAAACUCCAACUGUAAUCUUAAGUCUAAUUCGAGGAUGUUCCCGUUUUUCUAA
Thlaspi arvense is the source of this 672-nucleotide messenger RNA. The record is from the annotation of a GenBank genome assembly. Lineage: Eukaryota; Viridiplantae; Streptophyta; Magnoliopsida; Brassicales; Brassicaceae.